Molecule: messenger RNA, 2176 nt
Organism: Exaiptasia diaphana
Lineage: Eukaryota; Metazoa; Cnidaria; Anthozoa; Actiniaria; Aiptasiidae
Exons: 5
Coding region: 272-1555 (427 amino acids)
Biological process (GO): Rho protein signal transduction
Cellular component (GO): plasma membrane; cell surface
Molecular function (GO): nerve growth factor binding; coreceptor activity; death receptor activity
Source: RefSeq, a predicted model, not a curated record
CCAUGAAGGUCAUUCAAGGUUGAAAGAACAUCUAGGGGAAACCCCUAAAAAAAAUCAUAUUGACAAAGUGACAAAUCAAACCGCUAUACUCUCUUACAUGCAAGUAGAUGGUGGGAUAGCACUUCUAUCAGUAGCAGUAUUGUACAAAACGUCUUAAACCUGCACGGAUUAUCUUCUUUCUGAUUCACGAAUUCUAUAAUUCUAUGAUCGGAGAUGUUGUGAGUCCGUCUCAAGCUCAGCUGAUCGACGAAAUGCUUCGAGCACGCACAUUAUGAAGGGACUAAAGGUGAAGCUUCUUCCAUUGGUCACCAUCAUAGCUAGCUGUACCAUAACAUGCCCUAGUGCUGAGGAGAUACCAUGUUUACAUCCCAGUGAAAUCAAAGUCUGUGACAGCAAUUAUACUGUAUGCUUCUGCAGACCCUGCCUUAGUUGUCCUCCAGGAUUUGGCCAAAACCUUGAAUGUGGAAAAAUAAUAAUGAAAUCACAAAAGCUGAAGUGUGUACCAUGUGUUGUAGGGGCGAACUACAGCGAUGACAAUAGUUCUGCUUUGUGUCGUCCUUGUGGGGGAUGCGAUGGUUUUAAAGUGCUGAAAAAAUGUACAAUAACAAAGCCUACUAUAUGCAGCCGUGAUACUUGUGCAGAUGGAUAUGACUUUAACAGUGAUAUGCCUGAUAUGUUGGUCUGUCAGAAGAAGCCAACUCAGCCUACAACUCAGGUGACAACCCAAAAGGCUAAGUCAACAGAUAGCGAUAGCACUGCACCUAUUACAAAUAGUGGCACUUUACAAAAAGCUACAAUGAAUGAUCCCUACAAAUCUUCAACAAAGCUUGUGGACCAAGAUCAAGCAACCACAAAAAGCUCUCAUGGCCAUGUGACCAUCAAGAAUAUUGUUAUCGCUAUCCUUGUGCUAAUUGUAGUUGCAUUCAUUGCAACUGUACUGUUUCUGAAAAGAAAGAAAAUCAAGGAAUAUAUCAAAAAAAGAAUCGAGCCAAAAGAUGAUUCCUCAACUCCAGAGAGCUUGCCAUUAAAUGUUGUGCCUGGAAGCAGCUCAGAGCCAUCUCCACAACUAUCACAUCAAGGAGAUAGCAGACAACUAGAUGAUUUGUCUGGAAGCAGCUCAGAGCCAUCUCCAGAACUAUCACGUCAAGCAGAGGGCAGGUUAUUAGAUGCUGUACCUGGAAGCAGCUCAGAGCCAUCUCAGGAGCUAUCACAGGAAGCUUACCCAUGGCCUGCAGAUGUCCUUCUAAAGUCCAUACCACAUGACCUGCAUUCUGCAAUUGAAACCAGAAUAUCCAAUCCUAAACAACCUGGAUGGCGAGAACUUGCACAAGAACUGGGUCUUGAUGAAGAAACCAUACUACGGAUUGACAACCAUUAUCAACCAGAAAAGGGUUAUCAUUUAUUUGAAGCUCUGAAAACUCAAAAACCCAAGCUGACAUUUACUACAUUUGUUGAUGUCCUGGUUAAACUGAAAAGAGUGGACAUUGUUGAAAAGGCAAAGGAAAGCUAUUAUCAAGAUAGCAUGGUUAUUGAUGUCACACUUGAAGACUCUUGAGGGUUCCAGAAAAUUGGCUGAUAGCAAAAUGAAUAGGGGAUUUUUUUUUAUUUUUAUUUUUUUUUUCAGAAACACAAAAAAUGUAAAUUAAGUUGAAUGCUUCUGGCUGGACACCAUGAAUUCUUUUGUAAUAUACUAUAAAGUUAUAAGUUCAAACAUAAGUGAGCGUUUUGUAUUAAGUUCUUUUACAUGAUGGGUGUAUUUUUUUSUGAGACCGUUAUUUACUCAUAUUUGUCAUAGGCCAAUUAUACAGUAAAGCAGUUUUAGUUAUUAUAUAUAUGCAUCAUCUUUUAAAUUGUAUGUGCAUAUUUAAUGAUCAUAUUUUCAUUUACUGCAUAUUAAAUAUGCWAAGACAAAUAUGAUAAUAAUCACCUUGAUGUAACUAUGCUUUUAGAAUUUUURCAGCUUUUUUAAUAURUAAAAAWCUUAGGAUGGACAAUGUAGAAWAUUGUAAAUAGAAGCUCCUUGUAUAAACAGCAAAUAGUAUACUUGCAAAUAUUCUUAACACCCUGCAUUUUCUAUGUAUGAUAUAAUAUAUUUAUAGUGAUGAUAAUAAUAAUAAUGAUAAUGUUGAUGAUGAUGGCGGGGAUAAGAGUUAUUAAAUAGUAAAUAUGAAAAUUA